Molecule: messenger RNA, 1614 nt
Organism: Didymella exigua CBS 183.55
Lineage: Eukaryota; Fungi; Ascomycota; Dothideomycetes; Pleosporales; Didymellaceae
Product: nitrilase
Exons: 1
Coding region: 227-1330 (367 amino acids)
Molecular function (GO): catalytic activity
Source: RefSeq, a predicted model, not a curated record
CGGAUGUGCACUUACGAUCAUACUGUGAACACUACUUCAACACCAAUGUUGACUUUAAUCACUGACGUGAGGGAGAUUCUGCAUCAAGUGUGGAGAUGACGGAUAUUACGGAGAUGGUCCCGGCUGUGGCGGACCCCGCAUUCAGCCUCCAGGCGAGGGUGUUGUGUCUCAAUUCAACUCGCGUCCCAGCUUGCUCUGUAUAUCUUACCUCAAAGUCAACCAGAUGAUGGCAGGGCCAAUUCGUGUAGCCGCCUGCCACGCAGCGCCUGUCUUCUUAUCCGCCAAAGCCACCACACAGAAAGCCAUUUCAUUCAUCAAGAACGCAUCAAAGAACAAAGCAAACCUCGUAAUAUUCCCCGAAACAUACAUCCCAGCAUUCCCAGUAUGGAGCGCUUUACGAGCACCAACGCACAACCACGAUCUCUUCAAGCGAAUGGCCUCACAAUCCAUCUACGCGGACGGUGACGAGAUUCAAGCCCUCCAAGCCGCCGCCCAAGAAACAAAAACCUACCUCAGCAUCGGCAUCUCGGAGAAAACCCGCUUCAGCUCAGGCACACUAUUUAACUCUAACAUCAUGAUCGGCCCCGACGGCCGAGUCCUCAAUCUGCACCGCAAACUUAUGCCCACCUUCUUUGAGAAGCUGACCUGGGCACCCGGCGAUGGCCAUGGUCUCAGCGCCAUCUCAACGCCAUUUGGCAACAUCGGAGCCCUGAUUUGUGGCGAGAACACCAACCCCCUGGCGCGAUACAGUCUGAUCGCGCAAGCAGAGGCGCUGCACAUCUCGACAUGGCCAGCAGCCUGGCCGACGCGCGUCUCCAAUGCAGGAUCUACCCCGGACCCGGGCGCGAACUAUGACAAUGUAGCUGCUAAUCGCAUUAGAGCUGCUGCGCACUGCUUCGAGGCCAAGGCGUUUGGUGUGCUGUGUAGUGGGCAUCUGGAUGAGUCUGCCAUCCAAAUCAUCGUCGCGGGAACUGAGAACGCGGAACAUAUCACGCAUGUGCUCAGGACAAGUCAGCGCGGAGUGACGAUGUAUCUGGAUCCCACGGGUGCGCCGAUACCGGGAUUUACUGUUGAUAGUGAGACAGGAGAAAAGAGGGAGGCCGAUUUUUUGCAAAAGGAGGAGGGGAUUUUGUAUGCGGAUUUGAAUCUGGCGGAUUGCGUGGAGGGGAAACAGUAUCAUGAUGUUGUGGGAGGUUAUCAGAGGCAUGAUGUUUUUCAGUUGACGGUCAAUAGGGAGAGACAAGUGCCGAUACGUUUCCUUGAUCCUCCUCCGGCGCCUGUCGAGCGACAAAAUCACAGUGUUGAGGAUAUCUCAUCAUCGCGUUGUUAACUCCCAAAAGCUCCGACGGGUGGAAAGUAUUGUGUCCGUCGUUAGGUGUUCUUAGUCGCUCUUGUGCUACUCUUGUGUUGUCGUUGAAAUGCUAGAGUUGGGUGGCUAUCCGAAUUUGAUUGUUCUUUUCUGGUUGCUGGAAAUGGCGACGAUGAGUAUCUGACUAAAUAUAGUACAUAUAUAGGAGGAGAGUGCAUGCACAUGGAUAUCGAUCAUAGGUCGAAAUGUGAGGCCGGGCCGUCCCUACUCGACAUCAUUCGCCCCUUGAAAGACAGCUACACCAA